CAAGUCACGUGACAGGCUGCCCGCCCCGGCUUGUACAGAGCAGUAGGGGGGGUAAGAAAGCGAGAUACAUUCGCAUCAUGGCGACGCAAGAAGGCAGGAGGCUGCGGUUGCUUCUAUUUCUAACCGCACUGGUGGCCGCUAGUGUUGAGAAGGCGGUCGGGGGGCGGACCUUGCAUGGCCCUAGUGGAUGGAGGGAGCCGGGUGCCAGACUGACCACCGUAAAUGCCCCUUACGUGGGAGACAGGGUCACCAGGCGAACAGAACAGGAGCCUGUAGUUCGGCGGAGGAGGAGGAGCAGCGGCGGCACGGAGCAUCCUGUAAAGGUGUAUGGGCAGGUUAGCUUAGAAGACUCUCACAAUCAAAUUGUUGUCCACUGGGCUGGAGAAAAAAGUCAAGUGAUAGUUGGUUUAACCAGAGAUAGCCUGGCACUUUUGGGACCCAAAAGCAGUAAUGUUUAUGUAUCCUAUGACUAUGGCAAAAGCUUUAAGAACAUUUCCGAGAAGUUCACUGUUCCUGCUGGAAGUGCAAAUACUGCUACGGUGUCUCAGUUCUUUCACAGUCCUGCAGAUAACAAAAGGUACAUCUUUAUCGAUGCCAAUGAGCAAUACUUGUGGAUCAGCAAAGAUUUUUGUGACACUGUUAAUGGCUUUCCUGCGCCCUUCAAGCCAACAGACCUGCUCUUGCACAGCACAGAGCCCAGUCUUGUCCUGGGAUAUGACAAAUUUCAUCCAAAUAAACAGUUAUGGAAGUCUGAGGAUUUUGGCCAGACAUGGACAGUGAUACAGGAGCAUGUUAAGACCUACAGCUGGGGCAUAGCACCAUAUGAUAAAAUCAACACCAUUUAUGUUGAACGUCACGAACCGCGUGGUACAUCAACUGUCUUGCGAAGUACAGACUUCUUUCAGUCCAGGGACAAAACUGAGAUCAUAAUAGAAGAUGUUGAUGACUUUCAGAUCAGAGACAAAUAUAUGUUUGCCACAAAGACUGUACAUCUUCAGGACAGCAAGAAACAACCUUCUGUGCAGUUGUGGGUUUCAUAUAACCGUAAAGCAAUGAGAUCGGCACAGUUUGUGACCAGGCAUCCAAUUACUGAAUAUUACAUUGCUGAUGCAUCAGAAGAUCAAGUGUUUGUAUGUGUCAGCCAUAGCAACAAUAUAACAAAUCUCUACAUCUCUGAAGCAGAAGGUCUCCGAUUUUCACUUUCUUUAGAAAAUGUGCUUUAUUUUAAUCCUGGAGGAGCUGGAAGUGAUACAUUGGUAAGGUAUUUUUCAAAUGAGCCAUUUGCUGAUGUACACCGCGUAAGAGGGGUCAGAGGUGUAUACAUUGCCACCAUCCUUAAUGGCUCAUUUGCAGAAGAGAACAUGCGCUCUGUCAUCACUUUUGAUAAAGGAGGGACCUGGGAGUUUCUUGCGGCUCCUGUUUACAAUGGUUAUGGAGAGAAAGUUCCCUGUGAGUCCUCUAGAGGCUGUUCACUUCAUUUGGCUCAGAGACUUAGCCAGCUGCUUAAUUUCCAGAUACCCAUCAUGCCAAUUCUUUCCAAAGAAUCUGCUCCAGGUUUAAUUGUGGCCACUGGCACAGUUGGAACCGACAUGGCUAGUAAGAUGAAUAUGUAUGUUUCCAGCACUGCCGGAGUUAGAUGGAGAGAGUCGCUGCUUGGACCCCACUAUUACACUUGGGGAGAUCAUGGAGGCAUUCUAGUAGCGAUUGCUCAAGGAGUAGAUACCAACCAAUUAAAGUAUAGCACAAAUGAAGGAGAGACUUGGAAAACAUUUAAUUUUUCUGAUAAAGCCAUGAUAGUAUAUGGACUACUAACAGAACCUGGGGAAAAAAGCACCGUUUUUACUAUAUUUGGCUCUUACACCGAGAGAGGCCAUAGCUGGAUAAUACUACAGAUAAAUGCAAGUGAUGUCCUAGGCGUGCCGUGCACAGACAGUGAUUAUAAACUAUGGUCACCAUCAGAUGAGCGAGGAAAUGAAUGCUUGUUGGGUCGUAAAACUGUUUUUAAAAGACGGACAGCACACGCUACAUGUUUUAAUGGGGAAGACUUUGAUAGGCCAAUUACAGUAUCAAACUGCUCCUGCACACGAGAGGACUUUGAAUGCGAUUUCGGCUUUAAACUAAGUAAAGACUUGUCAUCAGAGCUUUGUGUUCCUGACCCUGAAUUUGCUGGGAAACUCUAUCCUAUCCCUAUUCCUUGUCCUGUGGGCACCACUUAUACAAGGACCAAAGGUUACCGUAAGGUUUCUGGGGACACUUGUUCUGGAGGGGAUGUUGAAAACCGUCUGCAGGGUGAAGAGGUCCCUUGUCCUGUGGGAGAGGAAAAUGAAUUUAUUUUAUAUGCUAUGAGGAACUCUAUAUAUCGUUAUGACCUUUCAUCUGGGAUCAACGAAGAACUUCCUCUAAAGGGACUCCAUGAUGCAGUGGCUUUGGACUUUGAUUAUCAGAGCAAUUGUUUAUACUGGGCUGAUGUCACUCUAGAAACUAUACAGCGCCUUUGUUUGAAUGGGAGCUCUAGUCAAGAAGUCAUCGUAAGAAAUGGUUUGGAAACUAUUGAAUCAUUGGCUUUUGACCCACUCAGCCAGCUACUUUAUUGGGUAGAUGCUGGAAUGAAGAAAAUAGAGGUUGCCAGCGCUGAUGGAGAUUUGAGACUCACAAUUUUGAAUUCAACUGUUCUUGAGAGGCCCAGGGCUUUGGCUUUAGUACCCAAAGAAGGACUGAUGUUCUGGACUGACUGGGGAGAUGAGCGGCAUGGCAUCUACAGAAGUGAAAUGGAUGGCUCCUCCGUGAAACAUCUGAUAUUUGAGGGUAUUAAGUGGCCAAAUGGUAUAUGUGUAGAUGAGCAGUGGAUAUACUGGACUGAAGCAUACAUGGAUCGAAUUGAAAGAAUUGAUUUUAAUGGUCAACAGAGAAUGAUUAUCUUGGAUAAUCUUCCUCAUCCUUAUGCAAUAGCAGUCUUUAAGAAUGAAAUAUACUGGGAUGAUUGGUCACAACUUAGCAUUUUUAGGGCUUCAAAGUAUAAUGGUGCCCGAAUGGAAGGCAUAAUUGGCAGAUUAACAGGAGUGAUGGACAUGAAAAUAUUUUAUAAAGACAAAGCAACAGGGCACAACGCUUGUGUUUUAAAGCCUUGCAGCCUGUUAUGCCUUCCUAAAGCCAACAACAGCAAAAUCUGCAGGUGUUCUGAGGGUGUGAAAGGCACUCCACUGUCUUCUGGUGACAUACAGUGUGAUUGUCCGCAAGGUUACCUGUUAAAAAACAAGACCUGUGUAAAACAAGAAAACACAUGCUUGCCCAGCCAAUACAGAUGCUCUAAUGGGAACUGUAUUAAUAGUAUUUGGCAGUGUGACACAGACAAUGACUGUGGAGACAUGAGUGAUGAGAAAAACUGUCCAACUACAACAUGUGACCCUGAGGCACUGUUCAGAUGCCAAGGAUCUGGAGCCUGCAUCCCAUUGUCUUACAAAUGUGACCUCGAGGAUGACUGCGGAGACAAUAGUGAUGAGAGUCACUGUGAAGCUCAUCAGUGUAAAGAAGAUGAAUUCAACUGUAGCUCUGGGAUGUGUAUCCGCUUAUCUUGGGUGUGUGAUGGUGACAAUGACUGUAGGGAUUGGUCUGAUGAAGCAAACUGUACAGCAAUAUCCCAUACCUGUGAGGCCACCAGUUUCCAGUGUCAUGACAGCCACUGCAUUCCACAAAAAUGGGUUUGUGAUGGUGACACAGACUGCCAAGAUGGGUCAGAUGAAGAUCACAGCAUUUGUGAAAAGAAAUGUAAUGGCUUUCAGUGCCAAAAUGGAUCUUGCAUCCCUUCAGUUAAGCACUGUGAUGGAGUUAAUGAUUGCCCAGAUGGAGCAGAUGAACAGCAAUGUGAGCCCCUGUGUACUCGUUAUAUGGAUUUUGUGUGUAGGAAUAGGCAACAGUGUUUAUUUCACUCCAUGGUGUGCGAUGGUGUAAAACAGUGCCGUGAUGGUUCUGAUGAGGAUCCACAAUAUGCUGGAUGUUCCCAAGGCCCUGAAUUUCAAAGGACAUGUGAUCCUCACAGCUUUUUGUGCCAGAAUGGUGUCUGCAUUAGUUUGGUCUGGAAGUGUGAUGGGAUGGACGACUGUGGUGAUUAUUCUGAUGAAGCGAAUUGUGAGAACCCAACUGACAUUCCAACAUGUUCCCGGUACUACCAAUUUCCAUGUCAAAAUGGUCACUGCAUACCCACAAGGUGGAAAUGUGAUCAUGAAAAUGACUGUGGAGACUGGUCAGAUGAAAAAGAUUGUGGAGAAACGAUUCCUCAGACAACAUCAAGACCUGCAACCUGUCCAUCCAAUCACUUCCGUUGUGAUAAUGGUGUUUGCAUCUUGAACACAUGGGUUUGUGAUGGAUACAAAGACUGCAUACAUGGAUCUGAUGAGGAGGGGUGUCCAGCAUCAGCAAACAAAACGGUGGUACCUACUAUUUUACCACAUGGACAAUGCAGCCAGUUUGAGUUUGAGUGCAAAAAAUGGAAGGACUGCAUACCGAGCUGGAGGCAUUGCGAUGGAAAUAGGGACUGCAGGGAUGGCACUGAUGAACUAAACUGCCCUACCCACAAACCUUCUCUGUGUGUUAAUGGAUCUCUCUGUGAGGAUGGAGAGGCUUGCAUUGCAUUGCUGGAUUUCUGUGAUGGAUUCCUAGAUUGUUCAGAUGGCAGUGAUGAAAAUAACUGUACAGAUGACACCAUAGUGCAAAAAGUUCAGAAUUUGCAGUGGACAGCUGAUUUUACAGGCAACAUAACUCUGAUGUGGACUCGUCCAAAGAAGAUGCCACAGUCUUCUUGUGUUUAUAACAUUUAUUACAGAAUUGUUGGGGAGAGCACAUGGAAGAGCUUGGAAACCCAUAGCAACAAAACAGUCUAUGUUCUAAAAAUAUUGAAACCAGACACAACAUAUCAAGCUAAAGUCCAAGUCCAGUGUCUAAGAAAGGCAUAUAACACCAAUGAUAUUAUUACUCUGCGGACACCUGAAGGAGUUCCUGACCCACCACAGCAUCUUCAGCUCUCUAUAAUGAAAGAUGAAUUUGGGAAUAUUUUUGGCUCAUGGACAGCUCCAGCUAAUGCCCAUGGUUUAAUUCGGGAAUACAUUGUGGAAUAUAGUAUGAGUGGUGUAAAAGAAUGGACCUCUCUAAGUGUAACAAGCAACAAUGUUCUAAUUAAAAAUCUGCCCAGGAACACAAUGUAUGCAGUCAGGGUUGCAGCAGUCACGAGUCGAGGUGUAGGAGACUGGAGUGAAACAAAAUCCAUAACAACUGUCCAAGGAAAAGAUAUCCCAGUCCCCACUAUAAAAAUUCUGAGCUUCAAUGAAGAUUCUAUAACUUUCAACUUAAAAGUGGACUCUGAAAUAUCAGUAAACUAUUAUUUUGUAUCAUUUGUGUGGGAGUUUGACACACAUGUGCAGGAAAGAAGAACACUGAAAUUUGAUGGAAAGACCAAAGACUUUAAAGUUGGCAACCUAACUGCCCAGACAUCCUAUGAAAUUUCUGCAUGGAUUACAACUAUCAUUGGGGACAGUUCUGUAUCUUUUGAGCACUUUGUGACACAGGGUUUGAAACCAGCAGCUCCAAGUCUUAAAGCCAAAGCCAUCAAUCAGACAACUAUUGAAUGCAACUGGUCUGGAGUAAAAAAUGUGACCUACGGAAUUUUCUAUGCAACAUCAUUUUUAGAUCUGUACAGAAAUCCAAAGAAUGUCACCACGACUCUCCACAAUGCCACAGUUAUUGUCAACAGAGAUGAACAGUACUUAUUUUUGGUGCGAGUCAUUUCUCCUUAUCAAGGCCCACCUUCAGAUUUUGCAGUAGUUAAAAUGAUUCCCGAUAACCGAUUGCCACCUCGCCACCUUCAUGUAAUUCAGACUGACAAAACUUUUGCUGACAUCAAGUGGGAAUCUCCUUAUGACUCACCCGAUGUCAAAAUGGCCUAUGCUGUGGCAGUAAAGGAUUUAAUACGAAAAACUGAAAUCAGCUACAAGGUUAAUACACAGAACAGUACAAUAGAGUACAGAAUAGGAAACCUGGAGCCUGGUGGAAAAUACAGCGUGACUGUCCAGCUACGUAACAUGAGCAAAGAAUCAACAAUAAAAGUCAGCACAGUACCAUUAUCUGCACCAGAGGCAUUAAAGCUCAUCAGUGAAAGUGACCACAUACUGCUUUUUUGGAAGAGUCUGGCACUUAAGGAAAAGAAGUUCAGUGAGGAUAGGGGUUAUGAGAUUCACAUGGUUGACACAACAUAUAAUAUAACCACCUUUCUUGGAAAUACAACUGAAAAUUUCUUCAAAAUUUCAAACUUGAAGAUGGGCCACAAUUAUACAUUUAUAGUUCAAGCCAGGUGUUUAUACAGUGGGCAAAUAUGUGGCGAUCCAGCAGUUGUCCUGUAUGAUGAACUAGGAGUGGAUCCAUUAUACUCUAAAAGUGUGCAAUCCACAGACGUGGCAGCAAUAGUUGUUCCCAUUUUGUUCCUGUUGUUGGUAGCAACUGGCUUUGGGUUUGUCAUAUUGUACAUGCGUCACAGAAGGCUUCAGAAUAGCUUUACAGCCUUUGCAAAUAGUCACUACAGCUCACGUCUGGGAGCUGCCAUCUUUUCAUCAGGGGAUGAUAUUGGUGAUGAUGACGACGCACCAAUGAUAACUGGGUUUUCUGAUGACGUUCCAAUGGUCAUAGCUUGAAACUGUUUUUUUAUUUCAAAAGCCAAAUGAUGUAAAUAUUUUAUUUUAGAAUAUUUGUGAAUUUUUGUUUUUUUAUUAUAUUUUAAAAUGCACUUUGAGUUGCAAUGUUAUUUUUAUAAGGGCCCACAACUUUGUAGUACUCAACUGUGAAAUGCAAAAAUAUGAAUGUUUAUUUACCAAAUUGUAACAGCACUCGGUACUUUGAUUACAUUUUAAAGCCUUCACCUGUGUUUUUUUUUUUUUUUUUUUUUAUUCAUGUAACAAUUUUUGCAUAUGGAGCCCUUAAUUUACUUGGAGUGUCAACUGACCCCUUCUUAAUUAUGCAACCAGAAUAACAGUUAUGUCUGCAAUCUGGCAAUACGUACACAUAAUUCCCAUAUUAAUUUUAUAAACAGAAAGGAAAUUGCAUAUGCAGUUCUUGCCACUAUUUUUUUAGGAGGGCUAGUCUAUCUAUAAAAUACAUUUUCCAAAAUAUAUAAUUUUUUUAUCAACAAGAAUAGAGUGUGUAAUCUCUUAAAGGGUUGAUAUCACAUUUUUUUAUUUUAUUUAAUCUUCCCCUUUUAAAAAAUUUCAUCAGUGCAGUUUUUUGUGCACAUUUUAAAACUACUAUAGGAUUUUCCCUACCCUUGCUAUGUUUUCAUAUGUCAUCCACUCGCUUAGGAAUCAUUUUUUUGGUCCCUCCUGAUUGCAGCAGUGUAAGCAAGGGUCACUGGCUUCAUGGCAUCAUCAUCUUCAGGAUGCAGGGGAGGUUUAUUUGAUUAUGAUUUUUCCCUCUAAGGCAGUGUUUUGUCUUAGUUUGACUUAUGCAGCCAAAUAUCUCCCAAACAUGCAGAGGUCCGAGUUUUUAAGUGAUAAUUGCUGCUGUGUGUGCCAUAACUCUCAUUUCAUUUCAUAGUGUCAUUGCUUUAGAUUUCAUAACGCAGUACUGAUGUAAUUUGUAACCCACGCUUCUUAAGACAUGUUUGACCAGUUGUGUUAUACGUGUCUUUCAAUUUCAGAGAAAAAAUACCAGAAUAUAAUAAGAGGCCACACUCUUGUGGCUGUUAUUUAUUUUACAUUUUUUCCUUAGCUUUGAAUACACAUGAAGGAAAAAAUACAUGCCGAAUAAUAUGUUUCUAGGGAUUUAAUACAAGUUACUUUUGAACUUAAUCCUUGUUUUUUGCACUGUCUGAUUAUUCAUUCGUUGGUCAGUUUCAGGUCAUUUCAAUAGCUUGCCAUUGUCUUGUUUGCUGUUACUUUUACUCGUUUCCUUUUAUAGAGUUUAAAAAAUGUUUUCCUGCUUUCCUGGUACUUUACUUUAUCACACAGUAGAGAAUGUAUUUAUUUUGUUGUUAAGUAUCUGACACAUUGUCUGGAUUAAUGACAAGUUUGCCUUCAGUUGAAACACUAGCUGCCUUAAUUGUAUUUUUUUUUAGUUUUAGGCAACCAAUAGCCUGCCAAAAUGUAGUUCAGAUUUUUUUUAACUGCUUAUAUUCACUGACACUUUCCUGACCAUCAUAAAAAUGGAUUUGGGAAUUUAUCAAACUAAACCAAUAACAUUGAUUUAGAAUGGAUCCUUCUGAAUCUUAGGUCAGUAACUUAGAAGAACAUCCAUUGUUUAUUUGAUUAACAGAUAAAAACAACAUUGCCCAUAGCCUACUAUGGGAUUUCACAUCUGAGUUGAUAAGUCCCUAAAGGCUAUGGAAAAAGGAAAAUAUUAAUUCUGAUUUAACAGACCAAAAUGGCAUAUUAAAUUGUUCAGAUUCAAUAAGCCAAUUUGAUUGAUCUGUUAUAAUUAAAAUUAAAUUCCCUAAAAAUACAAAUUGACAUUAAUCCUUCGGCAAACCCUGCAGGAUUCCAAAUUCAAGCUUUGAUAAAUCUGUUCCAUAGAAGAUGAUUUGUAAAACCAAAUAAAGAAAAUUAAGUGUUUAGCAUUGUAAAUCUUUUCAUUAGCUUACAAUAUUAGAAUUAUAUUAUGUUCUAAUGGCUUAAAAUACCACUAACUUCUCUUUUCAAAUUGGAGGCUGAAUUUAUUUAUAAAUCACCAUCCAUGUGUGAUGAUGUUUUGUUUCUUUCAACAAUCCUUGAAUAUGAAUGACAUUGGAGAAUUUUCUAUAUGUAAUUUUAACUUCAGCAAAAAUACAAAAUGCUAGUUUUAUUUCUAAAUCUAUCUUGGCAAAUAAUUUUGCUAUAAAUAUUGCCUGUGAUCUUGUUUAUAUUUUUAUGACAUUUAAAGAAUCUAUUCACAACUCAUAGUGAUGACUGUUGAAUAUAGAGAUACUAUUUUUUCACUCACUAUUAUACAGGACAUGAAGUAACUGUUGUGUAACUUGUCCUAACUUGUUCUAUUUCACACUGUGAUUUCAUAAUAAAGGCUUGGUAGUAUAGCAUGGCAAUGAGGGAGCAGUGGAUGUUUAUAGACUUGGAUUCAAUUUAAACUGUGUAAAAUUAUACUGUUACAUUUAUGGUGCCAGGUACCCGGGUAUAUAUUUUUCCAAUUCUUUUGUGGAAAACCUUACUUUUCCAUUAGAUUUACUUACUACUGUACAUGUACUAUGUCUAAUUUCCUUGCAAAAUCGGCUACAGUUCAUUGUAGUAGCCCCUUCUCCGAUCCCACCCCAUGCAUGAUAUAGAGAGGGCUACUAAAACUGGUGUUUUCUCUCAUGCCCGUUUUGAGAAAAUUAUGCAUAUGUCUAGAGACGGUAAGAUCUUCAUGUUUAAAAUUGUAAAGUAAUUGACUUUUAUGCUGCUAUAGCUAGCUGCUGCUUACUUGACACUUUAUGGUGUUUUGAUGAUUCUUUCAGCUCUGUUUAAUAAUUAUUGUAGACAUGUUGGGUUUUAAUUGAACAUAUUCAGUGAAUACUGGCUCUUAUAUUGCAUCUUUUGGGGUUUUUUUCGGGGAACUCAUUAAAAAGCAAAGCAACAGAACUGUUGUUGAUGUUUAAUAAAUCUGUUUCACAAAUAUUUUUUCUGUAAUUUUUUUUAUAUUUAAUUUUGUACAAAUUUCAGAGUUCUCCUUUUUCCUGCUGUAAAUAACUCCUUCAUGAUGUGAGUCCUAUGAUUAUGUUUAUAGAGGUGUGUAAAAUGUUUAACGGCAAAAAUGGUGUAAAAAGUGAUGUAAAAUAAAAGUUGUAUUUAUAAA
Xenopus tropicalis (tropical clawed frog) is the source of this 9798-nucleotide messenger RNA. RefSeq names its product sortilin-related receptor, L(DLR class) A repeats containing (gene sorl1). NCBI's taxonomy places the organism in Eukaryota, Metazoa, Chordata, Amphibia, Anura, Pipidae. The record is from RefSeq and is a predicted model, not a curated record. The transcript is spliced from 48 exons. Gene Ontology annotation, cellular component: plasma membrane; Golgi apparatus; extracellular region. Bases 78 to 6677 code for a protein of 2199 amino acids.